GGUCGCGUCCACACUGCCGCCUGCCCAGCUGGACUGCACCACGUGGGGCACAAGAUAGGGGUGUCCGGGCGCGACCAUCCGCGCUGCGGCGGUGGCGACUCCGAGCUGCCUCAGUCUGCAGUGGGCAGCAGUAGAGUCACGUCGUGCCUCAGAGUGGCGUUGGGCUCCUGGGCCCCGCGCGGUCCACCCCCGCGGCUUCAGACCAGACUGCUCGGAAGACCACCUGCCCCGCGCCGCAACCAUGAACUACCUGCGGCGCCGCCUGUCGGACAGCAACUUCAUGGCCAAUCUGCCAAAUGGGUACAUGACAGACCUGCAGCGCCCUCAGCCGCCCCCACCUCCUCCCUCUGCCCCCAGCCCCGGAGCCACUCCCGGGCCCGCGACUGCCACUGCUGAGAGGGCCUCCGUGGCCGCCCCCGUGGCCUCCCCAGCCGCCCCUAGCCCUAGCUCCUCGGGGGGCGGUGGCUUCUUCUCCUCUCUGUCCAAUGCGGUCAAGCAGACCACAGCAGCGGCCGCGGCCACCUUCAGCGAGCAGGUGGGCGGAGGAUCUGGGGGCGGAGGCCGCGGGGGCGCCGCCGCCAAGGUGCUGCUGGUCAUCGACGAGCCCCACACUGACUGGACAAAGUACUUCAAAGGGAAAAAGAUCCAUGGAGAAAUUGACAUUAAAGUAGAACAGGCUGAAUUUUCUGAUCUUAAUCUUGUGGCUCAUGCUAAUGGUGGAUUCUCUGUGGACAUGGAAGUUCUUCGGAAUGGGGUCAAAGUUGUGCGGUCUCUGAAGCCGGACUUUGUGCUGAUCCGACAGCACGCUUUCAGCAUGGCACGUAAUGGAGACUACCGCAGCUUGGUCAUCGGGCUGCAAUAUGCUGGAAUCCCCAGCGUUAACUCUUUACAUUCCGUCUACAACUUCUGUGACAAGCCCUGGGUGUUUGCCCAGAUGGUUCGACUGCACAAGAAACUAGGGAGAGAAGAGUUCCCUCUAAUUGAUCAGACCUACUACCCCAAUCACAAGGAGAUGCUCAGCAGCACAACAUACCCUGUGGUUGUAAAGAUGGGGCAUGCACACUCUGGGAUGGGCAAGGUCAAAGUAGAAAAUCAGCAUGACUUCCAGGAUAUUGCAAGUGUUGUGGCUCUGACAAAGACCUAUGCCACUGCAGAGCCCUUCAUAGAUGCCAAAUAUGAUGUGCGUGUCCAGAAGAUUGGGCAAAACUACAAAGCCUACAUGAGGACAUCAGUAUCAGGGAACUGGAAGACCAACACUGGCUCUGCAAUGCUAGAGCAGAUUGCAAUGUCUGAUAGGUACAAGCUGUGGGUUGAUACAUGCUCAGAGAUUUUUGGGGGACUGGACAUCUGUGCGGUGGAAGCACUACAUGGCAAGGAUGGAAGGGAUCACAUCAUUGAGGUGGUGGGCUCUUCCAUGCCACUGAUUGGUGACCACCAAGAUGAAGACAAGCAGCUCAUCGUAGAGCUGGUGGUCAACAAGAUGGCUCAGGCUUUACCCCGGCAGCGGCAGCAGCAGCGAGAUGCAUCCCCUGGCAGGGGCUCACUUAGCCAGACUCCGUCCCCAGGGGCCCUGCCCUUGGGCCGCCAGACCUCCCAACAGUCUGCAGGGCCCCCUGCUCAGCAGCGACCCCCACCACAGGGUGGCCCUCCACAGCCAGGUCCUGGCCCUCAACGCCAGGGACCCCUGUUGCAGCAGCGCCCGACCCCGCAGGGUCAGCAGCACCUUUCAGGCCUUGGACCCCCAGCUGGUAGCCCCCUGCCCCAACGCCUACCAAGUCCCACAUCAGCACCCCAGCAGCCUGCAGCUCAGGCCCAGCCAAUGACCCAGGGUCAAGGCCGCCAAUCCCGCCCAGUGGCUGGAGGACCUGGAGCACCUCCUGCAGCUCGUCCACCUGCCUCCCCAUCGCCUCAACGCCAGGCGGGCCCACCCCAGGCUACCCGCCAGACGUCAGUCUCUGGUCAGGCUCCGCCGAAGGCCUCAGGGGCGCCACCUGGUGGUCAGCAGCGUCAGGGCCCGCCUCAGAAGCCCCCAGGACCUGCUGGCCCCACACGCCAGGCCAGCCAGGCUGGUCCCAUGCCCCGCACUGGACCACCCACCACGCAGCAGCCACGACCUAGUGGUCCAGGCCCCGCUGGACGUCCUGCCAAGCCACAGCUGGCCCAGAAACCCAGCCAGGAUAUGCCGCCAACAGCCACAGCUGCUGCCGGGGGACCCCCGCACCCCCAGCUCAACAAAUCCCAGUCUCUGACCAAUGCCUUCAACCUUCCAGAGCCAGCCCCGCCCAGGCCCAGCCUUAGCCAAGAUGAGGUGAAAGCUGAGACCAUCCGCAGCCUGAGGAAGUCUUUCGCCAGCCUCUUCUCCGACUGACACCCAAUCCUGAAAGCCCCCCACCCCCAUCAUUGAGCAACCCUCUCUGGGCCUUGAAUCCAUUUCUCUCUUUUGGAAUCUCCAAUUCCCUCCAGAAACCCUUUACUCUCUCCUCAGAAUGUCCCUAGGGAAACCUCACACCUGGUCCUAAAUCCACAUCUCAUGUUUGGAACCCCUAAGUCUUUUAGAGCCACCUUGCUAAUCACCUCCAGACCAACUUCUCAGCUUUAGAACCUCCAAUUUCCCAAAACUUCUACUCCCAGUCCACAGAGUGUUUCUCUUCCUGGGAAUUCCCUAACACCAAUCAAGUGGCUCUAGCCACAUUAAUACUGUGUCCACUCCUGAAGUCCCUGGAAGCCCGUUACUGUGUCUCAUGCUCACCUGCUUGCCAUCAAAACUUCCCAAGUCCUUAUAAUCCCCACCUAUCUUUGAGCCCCUUUCUAGGAACCUCCCAUGUCUUUUGGAGACCCAGCUCUUCAAACAUCAUCAUCCUUUCCCACAAGGAUAUCUCUUCACACCCCCAACCUCAUUCAGCACAUUGGAAGCACCUUGCUAGGACCCUCUCAGUUCUCCCAGGGACCCCUAUCCCACUAUCCUGCCUUUGACAGGCAUCUUUAAAUAUGCAAACUCACCCACCCAUCCUCCCAGAAUCCUUUACACUUGGAAGGUCAGUGGCCCCCCCAACUCCCACCUUUGCUGUGAUGUCUGUGUCUGUGACUGACGUGGCCUCCUCUUGUGCCGUGCUUGGCAUAUGUGGUCCUCGUUCAUUGUGCUGCCUGUGGUGAUGUGUGUAGUGGCGCUGUUUGUGUGGUCUAUACCUCGCCUACCCUAACCUCUGCUCCUUGCCUGGACUCAACCCCACCCCGUAUUGGCUCUGAACCCCAUGAGAAGAGUCAGGAAACAAAAUAAACAAGCAAAGGCCCAGGAGAA
This is a messenger RNA of Suncus etruscus (white-toothed pygmy shrew), 3298 nucleotides long. It is a transcript of the gene SYN1, whose product is annotated as synapsin I. Gene Ontology annotation, molecular function: ATP binding. The record is from RefSeq and is a predicted model, not a curated record. Lineage: Eukaryota; Metazoa; Chordata; Mammalia; Eulipotyphla; Soricidae. The transcript is spliced from 13 exons. Gene Ontology annotation, cellular component: synaptic vesicle membrane; synaptic vesicle. Gene Ontology annotation, biological process: neurotransmitter secretion. The coding region runs from base 242 to 2368 and encodes 708 amino acids.